Mugil cephalus (flathead mullet) is the source of this 2489-nucleotide messenger RNA. It is a transcript of the gene ldlrap1b, whose product is annotated as low density lipoprotein receptor adaptor protein 1b. Lineage: Eukaryota; Metazoa; Chordata; Actinopteri; Mugiliformes; Mugilidae. Bases 193 to 1065 code for a protein of 290 amino acids. The record is from RefSeq and is a predicted model, not a curated record. Gene Ontology annotation, cellular component: early endosome. The transcript is spliced from 10 exons.
GGGAGGAAGGGGAGGUGGAGGCACGAACAUGGUAAUCUGCCGUCGGCAGAAGGCUAGCCGUGCGGAGUGGAGGAAAAAAAGAGCCGGAAAAAAGUUUGCGCGGAGAGAGGUCGAUUUAAAACCGAGCGAAGUGUUUCGACAGAGGCGGAGAGGUGCUCGUCGGGCUCUUCGCCCCACUUUUGGAUUUACGACAUGGACGCUUUGAAAUCCGCCGGGAGGGCAAUUAUACGGAGCCCCAGCAUCGCGAAGCAGUCCUGGGGAUCAGGGAAACAUAAAAAGCUUCCGGAGAACUGGACAGACACGAGAGAAACCCUGCAGGAGGGCAUGGUGUUCCACCUCAAGUACCUGGGGGUCACGAUGGUUGAGCAGCCCAAAGGAGAGGAGCUGUCUGCAGCAGCUGUCAAGAGGAUAGUGGCUACGGCCAAAGCAAGUGGAAAAAAACUCCAGAAAGUCACGUUAUCCGUCUCCCCUCGUGGAAUCAUCCUUUACGACAGUGCCUCAAACCAGCUGAUAGAAAACAUCUCCAUAUACAGAAUAUCAUAUUGCACUGCGGACAAAAUGCACGACAAAGUGUUCGCCUACAUCGUCCAGAGCCAACACAACGAGACUCUCGAGUGCCAUGCCUUCCUCUGCUCCAAGAGAAAAAUGGCCCAGGCGGUAACGCUGACCGUGGCUCAGGCGUUCAGGGUGGCGUUUGAAUACUGGCAGACCGCCAAGGAAGAAAAAGAGAAACGAGCGAAGUCGGGUUCAGACGGGGAAGGAGCCAGCAACUCCCAGUCGGACAGCUCGGCCAGCCUGGGCAGCCUGAAGGGAGGAGAAGUAGCCACCGGGAAACUUCUGGAUUUGGCGGAAGGAGCCAACAUGGGGCUGGUCCACUCAGGAACAAAGCAAUCUGAAUCGGAUCCCUUUACGGUGCAUAAUCACGCAACAGAGAACAACAAUAUUGUAUGGGAGUUGGAGGACGGUCUGGACGAGGCUUUCUCAAGCCGCAGUCUGGAUAGCUUUGAAUCCUACUCAGACUCGCUGAGUCUCGCACUAACCCCCAGGUCCUGGACAUUGGGGUAAACCCUCAGGACUUGAACUCUGAAGAGUGCCUGUCCCCAGGCAAAUGGGACCAAGAGGAGACGGACUUCACAGCACAAAAAGACACGUUCGGGUUCUAGUGUGAAGCCUCUGCCAAGAAGGGAAACCCAGGGAGAGAUGAGGAGGAAUGACGGUAGAAGUGAAGUGAUGACAUCUUGAAAGCUCCCCAGCUCCUCCCUGCUGCUCUCGCUGCUGCAGUCUACAGGCUCUCUGAUGGUUCUUCAUCCACGCGACCAGAGACGGACAACGUGGGCAGGCUGCUCGCAGAACAGGCCAAAGCAAUACAAAGCAGCGUCUCCCUUUCCGACGGAAAACAUGCAGUUACUCAAUGUUGGUUACAGUCAGUGUGUGACUUCUUUUUUGUGUCUGUUUACCCAUUCACGGUUGGUAAUGUGUUUGUGGUAUGUGCUCGUGUACAUUGCGUUACAGAAAGCGUGUGUGUGUGUGUGUGUGUGUUGUGUGCGCGGAUGUACGGUAUAUGAAUUUACAAACUAAAAUACGAGAACCAUGAAAUGAAUGGAGAUUGGAAGGUCAACAAGGAGUGCUGUUUACUAUUUGAUUUACUUAGAGACAGAGAAAUGAAACAGGAUUAGAGGGAAAGUCACCAGUGAAUGUCACCAAUGCACCAGUUCCUACACUGGCUGAAGCACUUACGUUACUACCUAUGUGCUUCAAGACUUCAGCCUUUCGUAGGGCAACAAAAGCUUUAAAAAAAAUAUGUGUGUGCAUGUGUUGGUCAGAGAGCGUUUGCGUGAAAAAUGGAUGAGAACAAAGUGACAAUCUUAUUUUUUUUCUACUGCAAAAUCUAUUUUUGCACUCAGCAGUCAUCAUUAAAAGCACACAUUUCAUUUAAGGGAAUUAAAUGUCAAUAAGCAUCCAAGUCGUUAUUUAGGCUUAUAUAUAUAUAUACAGUGCCUCUAUUCACUCUUCUCCUUCAACUUUAAAAAGCUUUUUACAGCUUUAACUCAUCGUGCUCAAAGUUAGAUUCCCGAUGCUUAUUGGUUAUUGACAUGCGGAUUAAAAUGUUGCAUCUCACAAGAUUGACCAACCCUGGAGAGAAGUAUAAAACUCCACAUAACACUUUUGACUCAAGGAUUAGUAUUGAUGGUAAAGUGGAAGAAGGUGGAGAGUUUUGUUACACUUCAACACAACUUUUAACAGGUCAACUCAUAGAUUCACAGUCGUAAAACAAACCAGGCAGUCCAACAGGAUCAAGGUGUAUCAGCACUCGCCCCUAUAUGUUCUUUUAUGUUGUACUGACAUUCAUAGUUUACUGUUUUGUUUGCAUUUAAUUUUUUUUCCCCAAGGGAUUUUCCCAGUGUUACUUCUGACAUUUGUUCAUGUAUGAAUUUUAUUUAAUUCAUUAAUUUACACAAAUUCCAAUAAAAUCUAAUUGUGUUUGUUUA